AUGGCCCAAGUUUUACCUUAUGGAAGCUGCGAGCAGGAGUUAUUCCAAAAAAUGAUGGACAGGAAGCAUCAAUCAACACGUGACAGAAUAUGUGAUAAGGUGUUUGUUGUUGGGGCAUACCAUUCUCGGCCUUUGACAACAGAAGAGCAACAUGCAAUUUUUCUAGUGUGUGGAAAUGUGCAUUCAGUUAUGUUUUUUAAACGACUCUAUGCUCAUCAGCAGAUUGUACAUUGUGUUGAGUACAAGUCCACUUUCAGAAGGGACAAUUCUGUGAUUCACUUUAAUGGACAUGGUUUUGGACGAGUGCAUUGUUUUGUGAAACUUACAACACUCUGUUCAUCAGACUGUAAUGAGAAGUGUUGUGGACCGUCCUUCUACGCCUUGGUGAGGGUAAUGGAAAGAUCAGCUGAAGUGCAAGACCAUGUCCCUCGCAGCACUUUUCACAGACACAUGGUUACAUUGAAACCAAGCUCAGGACAGCUUACAGCAAUUAAUGUAAAAGACAUAACCGAUGUUUGUGUUUGCGUUACAGUUAGUGACAGACUGUGUUUUGUGUCGGUAAUCCCAAAUAAAGUGGAGAAAGAAAUUACCACACUAGUGUCAGAGAAAAAAGCAAGAGUGUUAAGGGUUUCAGCUGAUAGUAAUCAUCAAGAGGAUGCAGAGUACACUUUGUCUGAAAAUGAUGUAAACGUAGACAUUGAAACAACUACCUGUGACAGUGAUACCCAGCAAAGUUCUGUUGGAUUUCAAGAGACCAACAGUUUGGAAUUUUUGGCACUUGUAGCAGAGAAUAGAGAGCUAAACGAGAAAGUUGCUUCUCUCUUAAAUGAUAAAAGAGACCUUAUUAGGAAGAACAGAGAUCUUGAAGAAAAGGUGCAGAGUCAGUCAUAUAUAAGAUGUCAUAAUCUCAAAUGCAAUAACAAAACAGAUGAGUUCAAGUAUUAUACUGGUUUUCCUGCCCGGGUUUUUAAUGUUAUUUUUGAAUUUUUAUGCCCUGUUGAUGAACCAUUUCAAUAUUCAAGUAGCUUGAAAAAUGUUCCACUUAAAGAUCAAUUUUUACUGAUUCUAAUAAAAUUAAGACAAAACUUUGACUUUAAACACAUAUCACGACUCUUUGGAAUUCCACCUCAGGACUGCAGCACUGUCUUUACUAAAUGGAUAAAUUUCUUGUUUUAUCGUUUCGGUUCUGUACCCAUUUGGCCAAAUAGGGAAGUUAUCAUUCAAAACAUGCCCCCAAAAUUUAAAGAAGAAUUUCCAAAUACACUUGUCAUUAUUGAUGACACUGAGUUGAAAAUUCAGAGACAUAGUUCUUUAAGUAAGCAAAGCCAGUGUUACUCAGAUUAUAAAUCUAGUACAACGUUGAAAGGGCUUGUUGGUAUUGAUCCUAGAGGAUCUAUCAUUUUUGCUUCAAUGUUAUUCACUGGUUCAGUGUCAGAUAAUGAUAUCACAAUUCAAAGUGGAUUUUUAAAUUUACUGCUGGUAAAAUCAAUGAGGGGGAUGGAGUAAUGGCUGAUAAGGGUUUAGAAUUGAAAAAGAUAUAGAAAAAUUGGGUUUACAGUCUAAUUGUCCACCUUUUGCUCCUACUUCUGGUCAGAUGAAACCAUCAGAUGUAAAAUGACAGAGAAAGUGGCUACUCAUCGAGUUCAUGUAGAAAGAGCUAUAGCCAGAGUGAACAAAUUUAAAAUUUUGGAUAAAAGAGUAGACCUUAGUUUAUUCAGUUCAAUCAAUCAAAUUUGGUUUGUAUGUUGCUUUUUGACGAAUUUUAUCCCUUUUUUAAUUCAGGACUAACAGAAUAUAUUAUGAUUAGUUAAAUGUGACAUAUUAUGUAAUUUU
This is a messenger RNA of Saccostrea echinata, 1833 nucleotides long. RefSeq lists its product as uncharacterized. The transcript has 4 exons. The record is from RefSeq and is a predicted model, not a curated record. NCBI's taxonomy places the organism in Eukaryota, Metazoa, Mollusca, Bivalvia, Ostreida, Ostreidae. The coding region runs from base 1 to 1506 and encodes 501 amino acids.